Molecule: messenger RNA, 1305 nt
Organism: Ziziphus jujuba (common jujube)
Lineage: Eukaryota; Viridiplantae; Streptophyta; Magnoliopsida; Rosales; Rhamnaceae
Product: chaperone protein dnaJ C76, chloroplastic-like
Exons: 6
Coding region: 69-977 (302 amino acids)
Source: RefSeq, a predicted model, not a curated record
GCCAUAAAUAUCAGUUUAAUUUAGCUUCACGCAGUUCAAAGGAUCAAAGGACAAUUGAAGGAAGGAAUAUGUUAGUCUCAGUAGCCUCAAUUUGCCAAUUUCGUGUGCCAAAAGCUUCCCAUGUUUAUGAACAUUCCACAGUGAAAAAGCCCAUCUGGAGAUGGAGACAGAGAAGCCCUGUUAUCAGAUGUUGUAAUAGAAAAGAGGCAGUGGAAACGAAGAUGGAGAAGAAUUACUAUGAACUGCUUGGCGUUUCUGUUGAUUCAGAACCCUUGGAAAUUAAAGAAGCUUAUAGGAAAUUGCAAAAGAAGUACCACCCUGAUAUUGCAGGCCAAGAGGGUCAUGAGCAUACUCUAUUGCUGAAUGAAGCAUACAAGGUUCUGAUGAGGGAAGAUUUGAGGAGGAAAUAUGAUGCUUCCAUUGGUCAAAUGAGAGCAUUCUUCAGCGGGGACAUGUCUGGUUUGGGUUAUAGCUCAUGGGAUGGAUCCUUGAGAUCCAAAGCUUUAUUUGUUGAUGGAAAUGCAUGCAUAGGUUGCAGAGAAUGUGUGCACCAUGCAAGCAACACAUUCGUGAUGGAUGAAGCACUUGGAUGUGCACGGGUUAAAGUACAGUAUGGAGACGACGAACAAAAACUUGAGGUAUCAGUAGAUUCUUGCCCUGUGAACUGCAUUUACUGGGUGGAUAGAGAAGAACUUCCGGUGCUUGAGUUCCUUGUUCAACCUCAGCCUAAAGAAGGUUAUGGUGUAUUUGGAGGUGGCUGGGAAAGGCCUAAAAAUGUCUUUGCGGCAGCUGAAUCCUUCAGCAAACAACUGAAAAAUCAGACAGCCAAUCAACACCAGAGAAACACCCAUUUCACUGUUGAAGAAGAAACCCCUGCUCAAGCUGAGGCACGAGUUAAUGCAAGCAAGAAAAUAAACGCAGGGAGAUUUUCAAGGCUAUGGGACUGGGCAAAACGAGCCUUCCAGAAGGAUAUGUGAUAGAACAGAGUAAAAUAUACAGACAGCAAAAUGAUCACUUUAGAACUUUUUUUUUUUUUUUUUUUUUGAGUCAAUUUUACAAUGAUUACAUAGAAAAACUUAAGGAACACAAAGGGAGUGAAAGGAUCCGAGUAUAGGUGUAAGGGUGCCAUAAGAAAGACUGUACAUAAGGCACAGGUUCAUCCAUGUAGAAAAAUACUUAGCAGUGAUCAUGUUUUGUUCUCCAGUUUAGCCAUUACUCAAAAAGAAAUUACUCCAAUAAUGGCUAAUAUCUUGACGGCCUAUUUGUAAAUUCUGUAACAAUUAAUUAAAGUUGUUAUUUAUAUGA